Messenger RNA from Otolemur garnettii (small-eared galago), 534 nucleotides. RefSeq names its product C-type lectin domain family 4 member A-like. Lineage: Eukaryota; Metazoa; Chordata; Mammalia; Primates; Galagidae. The transcript has 4 exons. The record is from RefSeq and is a predicted model, not a curated record. The coding region runs from base 1 to 534 and encodes 177 amino acids.
AUGGCCAUCUUCUAUAUGUUAGGCCCAGUGCCAGACGAAGUUCAGACAGACCCAGCUCCUGGUCUCAAGAAAUUUGGAGAGCAGUUAAAUAACCAGUGGUUGCCACAUUGUAUGGGAAGUGUUGUGCAGGAAAAUAAAUGGCCUUUAUUCUCUUUUCUAGUUUUCUUUGAAACAUGUUCUCAGCUUCCUGAAGGAAAAACUGCUACAAAGGAGAUGAUUCAUACAACACUGGAGUGUGUGAAAAAUAAUUUGACCAUCACAGAGAAAGUCUGGAGCUGUUGUCCAAAGAGGUGGAUGUCAUUUAGUUCCAAAUGCUACUUUAUUUCUACUGAACUAAGAUCUUGGAAUGAAAGUCAGAAGAACUGCUCUGAAAUGCGGGCUCACUUGCUGGUGAUCAACACCAAGGAAGAGCAGGAUUUCAUCAUCCAGAAUCUGAAUAAAAAUUUUGCUUAUUUUGUGGGGCUGUCAGAUCCAGAGGGUCAGAGACACUGGGAAUGGGUUGAUCAGACACCAUACAAUGAUAAUGCCACGUGA